This is a messenger RNA of Hydra vulgaris (swiftwater hydra), 1097 nucleotides long. The record is from RefSeq and is a predicted model, not a curated record. Lineage: Eukaryota; Metazoa; Cnidaria; Hydrozoa; Anthoathecata; Hydridae.
GUAUAAUAAUACUAAAUGCAGUCACAAAUAAAAUUAGUUAAAAUGGGUCUUCUUGAUGAACAGCAUUCAAAAACUUUGUUAAACUCACGGGAUGCAAUUGAGAAAGUAGUUGUUCACCCUCUGGUAUUGCUAAGUGUUGUUGAUCAUUUUAACAGAAUGGCUAAAGUUGGUAAUCAGAAACGAGUAGUUGGUGUGUUAUUAGGUUCUAUCAGAAAUAAAGUUCUUGAUAUUGCUAAUAGUUUUGCAGUGCCUUUUGAUGAAGAUGAAAAAGAUCAAAGUGUUUGGUUUUUAGACCACGAUUAUUUGGAGCUUAUGGCUUCUAUGUUUAAAAAAGUAAAUGCUAAAGAAAGAAUUAUAGGAUGGUAUCACACUGGACCAAAGCUGCAUUCAAAUGACAUUCGUAUUAAUGAGCUUAUAAGAAGAUUUAAUACAAAUUCAGUAUUAGUGAUAAUUGAUGCAAAACCAAAAGCAUUAGGUUUACCAACUGAAGCAUACAUUGCUGUUGAAGAAGUACACGAUGAUGGGACACCAACAUCUAAAACUUUUGAACAUAUUCCAAGUGAAAUAGGAGCAGAAGAAGCAGAGGAAGUUGGAGUGGAGCACUUAUUAAGAGAUAUUCGAAAUAUGACUGUUGGAACUUUAUCUCAACAAGUUACUAAUCAAUUAAACUCAUUGAAGGGUCUACACGCACAUUUGCAAGAUAUCUUUUUAUAUUUAGAACAAGUCAUUAGCGGAAAGCUACCUCCGAAUCAUACAAUCAUGUAUCAACUACAAGAUAUUUUUAAUUUACUUCCUAAUUUAAAUGUAGGAAAUUUUAUUAAAUCAGCAACUGUUAAAACCAAUGAUCAAAUGGUUGUUAUCUACUUAGCUUCAGUGAUACGUUCUGUUAUUGCGCUUCAUAAUCUUAUUAACAACAAACUGCAGAAUAAAGAACAAGAAAAAGAAAAAGAAGAAACAAAAGGAAAAUCAAAAAAAGAUACUGAUGUUAAAUCUAGCAAUGAUAAAAUCAAAUCUAAAAAGACUUAAUGCCCUAAAAUAAUUUUAGUGGUUUCUUGUAGUUCUGUCAUUGGUUUAUUAAAUUCUUACUUAUGCCUUUA